Messenger RNA from Humulus lupulus (European hop), 419 nucleotides. Its product is annotated as protein MOR1-like. Bases 33 to 404 code for a protein of 123 amino acids. Gene Ontology annotation, molecular function: microtubule plus-end binding; microtubule plus end polymerase activity. The transcript is spliced from 4 exons. Gene Ontology annotation, cellular component: kinetochore; spindle pole; centrosome. Gene Ontology annotation, biological process: mitotic spindle organization; microtubule polymerization; establishment or maintenance of microtubule cytoskeleton polarity. The record is from RefSeq and is a predicted model, not a curated record. Lineage: Eukaryota; Viridiplantae; Streptophyta; Magnoliopsida; Rosales; Cannabaceae.
CUACUGAGGCACUAAAUCAAAGUCUUCAGGCAAUGCAUACAGCUGGGUGCUUAAGUCUAGCUGACAUUGUGGAAGAUAUUAAGACAGCUGUAAAAAAUAAAGUUCCUCUUGUACGGUCAUCAACUCUUAACUGGGUAACAUUCUGUAUUGAAACAAGUAACAAGGCUGUUAUUUUAAAGGUGCACAAGGACUCUGUGCCUAUCCUUAUGGAGUGCCUCAAUGAUGGGACUCCAGAUGUGAGGGAUGCAGCCUUUUCAGCUUUGGCAGCGAUAGCUAAGUUGGUUGGUAUGAGACCCUUGGAGCGGUCACUUGAGAAACUUGAUGAUGUUAGAAGAAAGAAGCUUUCUGAAAUGAUUUCAGGUUCUGAAGGUGGCACAUCCACCAAUACAAGCUCAAGUUUGUAAUAUCUUUAUAGCAUC